AGGGGCAGGGCAGUCCUCCUGCAGGAACUGACCUGCAGCAUCGGGGCUGGGAAGGGGCCGCCUGGGCGCCAUGAGCGCAACAACAGGUCUGCCUGGCUGGAGGCAAAAGUUUUCUUUUUCUCUCCACUGAGGUACCUGGAAUACAAGAAGAUCCCCAAUAGCAGUCCACCCGAGUAUGAAUUCCUCUGGGGCCUGCGGGCCCGCCAUGAGACCAGCAAGAUGAGGGUGCUGAGAUUCAUUGCUCAGCAUCAGAACCGAGACCCCCAGGAAUGGAAGGCUCAUUUCUUGGAGGCUGUGGAUGAUGCUUUCAAGACAAUGGAUGUGGAUAUGGCUGAGGAACAUGCCAGGGCCCAGAUGAGGGCCCAGAUGAACAUUGGGGAUGAAGCUCUGAUUGGACGGUGGAGCUGGGAUGACAUACAGGUGGAGCUCCUGUCCUGGGAUGAGGACGGAGAUUUUGGCGACGCCUGGGCCAGGAUCCCCUUUGCUUUCUGGGCCAGAUACCAUCAGUACAUUCUGAAUAGCAACCGUGCCAACAGGAGGGCCACUUGGAGAGCUGGCAUCAGCAGUGGCACCGAUGGUGGGGCCAACACCACCAUCCUAGAUGGCCCUAGCACCAGCUCCACCAUCCGCACCAGAAAUGCCGCCAGAACGAGUGCCAGCUUCUUCUCCUGGAUCCAACAACGCUGAUGGACUGCAGCAAUCACUCACCCAGCCAGAGUGCCUCCUCAGACUCCAUGUUCACAUAGCACUCUCGGCAGCCUCUGCUUGCCCAUGGAAGGUGGCAUGCAAGACUAAGUUCUCUCUGCCCUCCUGCUUUCAUUGUGUGCUGUUCUCGUGCUGUCAUGUUUUUGGUAUCAGUGUUACAUUAAAGUUGCAAAACGAA
Messenger RNA from Hipposideros armiger (great roundleaf bat), 883 nucleotides. RefSeq names its product melanoma-associated antigen D4-like. The transcript has 3 exons. Lineage: Eukaryota; Metazoa; Chordata; Mammalia; Chiroptera; Hipposideridae. The record is from RefSeq and is a predicted model, not a curated record. Bases 220 to 687 code for a protein of 155 amino acids.